Messenger RNA from Pimephales promelas (fathead minnow), 2434 nucleotides. It is a transcript of the gene gnai1, whose product is annotated as guanine nucleotide binding protein (G protein), alpha inhibiting activity polypeptide 1. Lineage: Eukaryota; Metazoa; Chordata; Actinopteri; Cypriniformes; Leuciscidae. The record is from RefSeq and is a predicted model, not a curated record. Gene Ontology annotation, biological process: adenylate cyclase-modulating G protein-coupled receptor signaling pathway. Gene Ontology annotation, cellular component: heterotrimeric G-protein complex; cytoplasm. Gene Ontology annotation, molecular function: G-protein beta/gamma-subunit complex binding; G protein-coupled serotonin receptor binding; GTPase activity.
UGAAUGCAUGCGAACAGGAAGCAGCGCGAGCCCGUGAAUACUGACGCGCUGGGGAACGGAUCGCUACGCUUCUACGGACCCCCUUUUUCAUCCCUUUGAAGGGAUUCACGGUGAAAUAAAGGAGGCAAACGGAAUAGUUUGACCGAACGAGGCAAGAGCCAGUCCAUCCUCUUCUCUUUUGAUUUUCAAGACCCCCUUUGCGCUCGGUUGGUGUUUUUUUUUUUAAGAAGGGCGUGUGGUUUUCCGGAGAGGGAGCUGGUGCAUGUUGAAUACUGUGCGUUAGAUUUAAACGGUUCGGAUCGUCGCGAGGAAGGAUGGGUUGUACGUUAAGCACGGAGGAUAAGGCGGCGGUGGAGAGGAGUAAAAUGAUCGACAGAAACCUGAGAGAUGACGGAGAGAAAGCGGCCAGAGAGGUCAAACUCCUGCUGCUCGGUGCUGGGGAGUCUGGGAAGAGUACAAUAGUCAAACAAAUGAAAAUCAUCCAUGAGGCAGGCUACUCGGAGGAGGAGUGCAAACAGUACAAAGCUGUUGUCUACAGCAACACUAUUCAGUCUAUCAUCGCCAUCAUUCGUGCCAUGGGGCGACUCAAGAUCGAUUUCGGAGACGCAGCACGAGCGGAUGACGCGCGGCAGUUGUUUGUGUUGGCGGGGAGUGCUGAGGAGGGUUUCAUGACAGCAGAGCUGGCUGGAGUGAUAAAGCGUUUGUGGAAGGAUGGAGGAGUGCAGGCCUGUUUCAGUCGAUCCAGAGAAUACCAGCUCAACGAUUCAGCAGCAUACUACCUGAAUGAUUUGGACAGAAUAGCACAGGCCACCUAUAUACCCACUCAACAGGAUGUGCUGAGGACCAGAGUCAAAACCACAGGCAUUGUGGAGACGCACUUCACUUUCAAAGACCUGCACUUUAAGAUGUUUGAUGUCGGAGGUCAAAGGUCCGAGAGAAAAAAAUGGAUCCACUGUUUUGAAGGCGUGACUGCCAUCAUCUUCUGCGUGGCACUGAGUGACUAUGACCUGGUGCUGGCUGAAGACGAAGAGAUGAACCGAAUGCAUGAGAGCAUGAAGCUGUUUGACAGCAUCUGCAACAACAAGUGGUUCACGGACACCUCUAUCAUCCUGUUCCUGAAUAAGAAGGAUUUGUUUGAGGAGAAGAUCAAGAAGAGUCCGCUCACCAUCUGCUACCCAGAAUAUGCAGGGUCAAACACAUACGAAGAGGCUGCAGCCUACAUUCAGUGUCAGUUUGAGGAUCUGAACAAGCGGAAAGAUACCAAGGAGAUCUACACUCACUUCACCUGCGCCACAGACACCAAGAACGUGCAAUUUGUCUUUGACGCAGUGACCGACGUCAUCAUCAAGAACAACCUGAAGGAUUGCGGACUCUUCUAAAAGCGGGCUUGUAUCUGGUGCAAUUGAUGAAGCCAGUUUUGAUGUGCAUUUUGUUGGAGAAAGAUUGCGAGACUAAGUAUGGAGAAAAUUAGUCUUAAACCAGUGCUGUACAUUACGCCACUUUUGUCAGCUUUAUUUAUGGUUUUUGUCUUUGGAAAUUUUAAAAAGUAGCAUUUAAAAAUGAAUUGUGUCGAAUGUUCGUACAGUCGUUGCUGUCACGGCCAUGUUGUUUAUUUUUUCCCCAGACACAAUGGAUUUCUUUUUAUUUUGCGUUCUUGCAUCAGAGAAGUUCCCCUUUUCUUGUACAAUGUUACUUUUUUUUUGCCUUUGCGGUUGUUUCUAUGGGGAGAGAGGAAGAUUGUGCUACUCGAUCCAGUCUGUUGGUUCUCGUGCCUUCGCAUGCGUUUCUGCAGUCUUUGUCCAUUUGCUUGGGUUUGCCUGCUGAAUAUCUCUCCAACGUCAAAAAAUGUCAUACUGGAUUUUACUACUUUGAGAGCACAAAUCCUCAUAUGCAUUGAAUGCGAGUGUGAGAGAGAGAGAGAGAAAAGAGUGUGUGUGUGUUGGCGUGUAUCUGUUUGCGUGUUUAUGUAUAUAUAUAUAAUACGCCGGUGUAGAGAAAGCUAAUGGUUAAUGCAAUGAGCGGUGGUGGUCCAAACCUCUGGGUCUCCAUGGCAACAAGAGUAGACCAAACAGCCACUUCAGAUGGAGAGGAGUCCUGUUCAGCUGUCAGACGCUGAGACGCACGCAGGACUUGGAAUCUGUCUCUCAAGCACCUGUCAUCAGACACUGGCCGCCAUUUUAAUGGCUUAAUGCUCGGAGAAUGACGCGUUGCAGAGGAACGCCAUUGAAAGACAAAGCGACUGAGAAGGCUUUCGGGAUUCGGGGAAGUAGAAAAAACAAUAUGAAAAUGUCUGCAAGAAGACAUUUGAGGCAAGCGAUACUGUUGAUUAAUUCUGAAGAAAACUGCCACCUCUUGUCUGUGUGUUCUCCAUAUUGGGGGAACAUUUGUACACUCAUUUCCCUUAUUUUGCUAAUAAAAGGCAUUUACUUCCUGA